ACAAUUAAAUAAUUAAAAAAAAGUAAAUUAAAUUAAUAUUCGCAGUUUGGAAAUAAACUCCUUAAAAAGUUUAACUAAAUAAAUAAAUUAACACCAAUCAUGCAACCUCAAUACGGACAACCAGUUUAUAUUUAAUAAUAGCCCUAUCCUGGCACAUAUUAACCCUAAUAAGGUGGUUAUUACUAACAACCAGUUAUGGUUUAACCAGGAUAUGGCCAAUAAUAGGUUUUAGUAGAAACAGUUAUGAUUGCUUAAGAGGUUCCCUAAGGAUAUCCUGCAGGACAGAUGGGAAUGGGAAUGGGAAUGAAUUAAUAGAGAUAUUUACCAAAUAAUGCUAAUGGAUGUGAAUAUACAACCAGAAUUUAAUGCCCUUCUUGCUAAAAGGAAGUUAAUACAAUUGUCGAAAAUAAGUCUGGUGGUGCUGUGUAUGGCUGGGUAGCCAUUACUUGCUUAUGUUGUUUCCCUUUCUGCUGUAUUCCUUUAUUUAUUGAUUCAUGCAAAGAUAAAGUACAUAAAUGCCCUUCUUGUCAAGCCGAAGUAGGAAUAAACCAAAAAAGCAUGUGCUGA
Molecule: messenger RNA, 567 nt
Organism: Tetrahymena thermophila SB210
Lineage: Eukaryota; Ciliophora; Oligohymenophorea; Hymenostomatida; Tetrahymenidae
Product: LITAF-like zinc ribbon domain protein
Exons: 3
Molecular function (GO): zinc ion binding
Source: RefSeq, a predicted model, not a curated record